Messenger RNA from Pelodiscus sinensis (Chinese soft-shelled turtle), 4144 nucleotides. The record is from RefSeq and is a predicted model, not a curated record. NCBI's taxonomy places the organism in Eukaryota, Metazoa, Chordata, Testudines, Trionychidae.
UCAAACAGUUGGAGACGGUUAGUGUCAGCUGCCGGGUGAUUUUCUUGGGCCCGUGUGUGGGGCUGCGAUGAGCAGCAUGGAGAGCCGGAUGGUGACACCGGGGCCCUACCGCGCCACCAAGCUGGUGAGGGGCUGCGGGUCAGCACACAGGCGGGGACUCUGCCGGGCGCGGUUCAGAGUUUGCGUGGGGGACUGGAGCCCCUACGGAGCUAGGGGGUGGGGGAAAGCAGCAAAGAGCGAUGGAAGCGGGUCCCGAGGCCGGCCUGGCAGAGGCUGACUAGUAGAGGGAUGGGAGGGGCCCAGGGCUCUGGCUGGCAGAGGGAAGGAAGGGGACCCGGGGUCUAAAUGCGCUCGAUUUUUUUGCUUUGGUUUUUUUCCAUCUCCACCCCUCCCCUCCUGCAGUGGCAUGAAGAUGCCAUUGAAGAAGCACAGGCAACACUUCAGAAAACACGGGAAUUGUUUCAGUGCCAUGGAAGCUGUGGACUGGCUUCACGAAAUGCUACAGAAUAACAGCAAUUUUGGUCCAGAAGUUACUAGGCAGCAAACGGUUCAAUUACUAAGAAAGUUUCUCAAGAAUCAUGUAAUUGAGGAUAUAAAAGGAAGAUGGGGAUCAGAAAAUCUAGAUGACAACAACAACCUAUUUAGAUUCCCUUCAACCUCUCCAGUUAAAACUUUACCAACGAGAUCUCUAUUGAAAGAGAACACAGAAAAUGUUCCAAAAGAGAAAGAAAGUCUCUUUAAAUUACCACAUUUCUCCAGGAAGACUCCUAAAAAACAUGAAUUACUUGAUACUCUGGAGAAUACAGAAAACACAAAAAGUGAAAUAAUGGAUGAGGACAAAGAAAACGUACACAUGAGGAAAAUAAGUCAAGAGGAUAUAGAAGAAAUUUGGCGAAACAUCAUUUUGAUACACUUGCAAACCAUUUUAGGUCUACCAUCUUUGGAAGAAGUCUUGCAUUCAGGCCAAAUAAUUCCUCGAUAUGUCAUAUACAACAUGACUAACACAAGUAAACAUGGUGUUGUUGUUCUGCAAAACAAAUCAGAAGACCUCCCUCAUUGGGUAUUGUCAGCUAUGAAGUGCCUUGCAUACUGGCCUAGAAGUAAUGACAUGAGCCAGCCAACUUAUGUUGGUUUUGAACGGGAUGUAUUCAGAACAGUCGCUGAUUAUUUUCUCAGUCUACCUGAACCAUUGCUUACUUUUGAAUACUAUGAACUGUUUGUGAAUAUUCUUGUUGUGUGUGGCUACAUCACAAUUCCAAAUAGACCCAGUGGAAUACACUGUACCCAAGAUCAGGUGUGUGACCCACAGCCUUCAAAAACUCUGCACUUGAACUCUUUCAAGUCAACUGAAUGUCUUCUUCUAAGUUUACUUCGAAAAAAGACUGAAAAACAAGAGGAAGAAUCUGAUUAUUCUGGAAAUAUUUCCCAAAAUGAACAUACUCUUCAAAAAGGAUGUACUAAAAAAUUACAGCACUAUAACUUGGCAUAUAAACGAGCCAGUGAUGAUGACUUUACAAGAAGAACCUGUCAAAAUCUGUUAGGUUUAAAGAAUGAACAGGUCCAGCCUCUCAAACAUAGGGCAAGAUGCUAUUCUUUGGGAAAAAUUGCAGCUACUACUUCAAAUGUUUGUAGUGUAAUGGGAUCAAAUUCCCUCUGUCAAUCUGACAUUGACUUAUCAGGCACAAAUAAAGAAAACACAUUUAUACGCUUUGGGUACAAAGCAGAAUCACUGUUGGAUCUUGGAUCAGAUAGCACUGGGCAGAAACAACCAUAUGAUUUCAAGAGAGUGUCUGCAUCAUGUGUUCUGGAUCAAGAACUCUGCAGGUCUCAUAGUUUACUUGGAAGCAAUAACUCCAGAAGUUGUGGUGGCAUGAAUAUACCAGUUGCUGAAAUCACAGUAAAACCAUAUCAAAUAGUUCAUCUUGGACCAAGGAAAUCAAGUACUACCGGUGUGCUUACUACAGUAAAAAAUGAGCCUAGGGAUUCUAAUAUCACAGUCAAUAAAAGACUCUGCAAAAGUACAGUAGAACUUGCAGAAAAUUCUUUUACUCCAGCUUCCUUUAUGUUGACUGGCAUGCGAAAUCUUCUCCAGCCUCAUUUAGAAAGGGUUGCUAUUGAAGCACUACAGAUAUGUUGUUUAUUGCUUCCUCCGCCAAAUCGUAGAAAGCUUCAACUCUUAAUGCGUAUGAUCUCUCGAAUCAGCCAAAGUGUUGAUAUGCCUCGACUUCAUGAUGCAGUGGGCACAAGAUCUCUGAUGAUACAGACUUUUUCUCGAUGCGUGUUAUGCUGUGCAGAAGAAGUGGACCUUGAUGAGUUAAUUGCCACAAGAUUAGUUUCAUUUCUAAUGGAUCACCAGCAGGAGAUUUUUCAAGUUCCAACUUACCUACAGGUUGCAGUGCAAGAUCACAUAGAUUCUCUGAAGACAGUUCAGUUCCAAUAUCCAGGGGAAGACAUUAGUGCCAUUUUGCCAUCUUAUUCAUAUUGUACGCGGAUAUCUCCUCAGGAGUUUGAUGAACAAAGAAUUUCUAACUCUCAAGCUGCAGUUGCAGAACUGUUGGAGAACAUUAUCAGGGACAAAAAGUUCUCUCUGAAAGACAAAAAGAAAAAGCUAAAACAGUUUCAGAGGGAAUAUCCACUGAUCUACAAGAACAGAUUUCCAACUACAGAAAGUGAAGCAAUACUAUUUGAAAACAAACCGACAAUUAAGCAACCGAUGCUUAGCCUGAAAAAAGCAAAGUUUCGUAGCCUAAGAUACUAAUUCAACUAUAUUUCUUGAAUCUGUUCAUUUGACAGGUAUAUGCAUAAUCUUGUGAAGGACAUUUACUAUGAAAAUCUGCUAUUUAAUUUUUGAAGGAAGGGAGAUGUGCACGUGCACACUUUAUUCUGGGAGGUGCCAAAGUAAAUUUGUUUUGGAGAUCAUCUUUUCACUUAUAAAAUUUUGAAAUUAGAUAAAUAUUUAAUGUUUACAUGCUACCCAACAUAUGCAAUCAAAUAUUGAGUUAUAUGUGUUGAAUCUCAGAAGUAAAAAGAAAUGUGAAAAGAAACAUGAAGUUAUUAGUAACCAAAAAAAGUCUGUGUGCAAGUGUCUGGGAAGCUAAUAUAUUUUUCUUACUUUUUUUUUUUUGUUAAAAUCUGUUUUGGAAAUGAUGCCUUUAAAUUGUAUUCUGGUUUUAAAUCAUCUGUGUGUUCUAUAUAAAUGCUUUGUUUGGCCACUCUAUAUAGUGUGUAUUUGCAACAAAAUAUUACCGUUUUGGACUGAGGUAACAUCUGGGCCUAACAGACAUCAAUAGAGCUAAGAAUUCACCCUAUGUUAGGGGUAAUCUAUUUAUCCAACUACAAACUCAUGUAUAUUAUACAUAUUGCACUCAUUUGUAAAUCAUUUGUCAAUUUUUUUAUAUAUUUAUACAUGUUAAAACUAUUAUACUUGGUUUUAUAUAUAUUUCUAAUUUUUGAUGGAAAGCUCAUCUCAAAUACUGACCUGAAACACUGCUCAAAAACAUACUAGUAGGUAAGAGGGGAAGGAUGAUAUAUACCUAUAAUGGACCAAACUGACACAUAGGCAUUGUGUAUUAGGCUUCAAUGUUUAGUUUAAACUGUGCUGGUUUUUACACAACUUUUGGGAAAUGCCUGUAUUGUUUUUCUCUUAAACAUAUGGCCCUAAUUAAGAUAAUGAGAAUUUUCCUGUUGACUUAAUGGCCAGGAUUUCAUCUCUUAUCUUCAGCAUGAUUUUAAAUCUCUGUGCAAUAAAUUUCAAAUCUUGAAAGUAGGGCAAGGGGGGAGGCUUCAGCUAUUUGCAUAUACUGUGCUAAAAUGUGUGUGCUAUUUUUGUUGUUGCCUGGAUUUUUGUAGGUGGGUUUGGAAUUUGCCAUUUAAAUUCAAGAAAACGUGCAUAUACAGAAAGAGGAAAUUCAUUCUAUGAAUCAAUUUUAUGGGUCACUUAUUUGGCCAAUAUUUAAACAUUUUUUUGUAUUUUGUUAAAUUUAUAAGUUAGCUGUAAUUGGCCACUGCUUGUUAUGCUGGUUAUUUAAUGUUGUUAAAUCACAGUUUAUUAUCUAAGCCAAAAGCCUUGCCAUAUUGUUAAACUCUUGUACACUGUACACUCAUAUUAAGCCAUACCAAAACUAAACUUUGAAUGUAGAGAACA